AUGACGUUUGCAUUCCUUGGUGACAAGAAUGACAACAAGGAACAGCGAAGGAGUACAUAUGGCUGGACAAACAUUAGGCUCAGCGACUUCAUUGACAGCGCAAUUUUUGCCGAAACUGACGAGGAAGCGACUAACAUCAUGUGCUCACUGUCAGAGAUUGCCCAGUCGUAUGGCCUCAAAAUAAACGCGGAAAAGACCAAGGUGAUGACCUCGGAUGGAUCGCCCGCGUCCGUGCGACUGGGUAGCGUCGCCUUGGAGCAAGUGAGUAAUUUCAAGUACCUUGGAUCGGUCGUUCAAGAAAGGAAAGUGGCUGCCGAGGCUGAGGUCCGCAGCAGGAUUGGUCACGCGUCUAAGACAUUUGCAGCGUUAAAGUGGUGUCUCUGGAAGAAGAGUAACAUAUCACUGAAAACCAAAAUUCGCAUGUUCCGGACGCUGGUGCUCCCGGUGCUACUAUAUGGGUCUGAGACAUGGACGUUGCUCAAGUCGGAUCUCUCUCAUCUCGAGGUGUUUCAAAUGCGUUGUCUCCGCCAUAUGCUCGGGAUCAGGCUUCGUGACCAUGUCACGAACAACGCCAUCAGGGAGAAGUUUGAAGAUCAACCCACAAUCGAGGAACAAUUGAAACUGCGACGGCUACGAUGGUUCGGUCAUCUGUGCAGGAUGGGUCACGACAGAAUACCUAAUAUGCUCCUGUGGAGAAAACGCCCUGGCGCCCUUAGGGCUCUGGUGCAGUGUUGA
This is a messenger RNA of Cooperia oncophora, 735 nucleotides long. NCBI's taxonomy places the organism in Eukaryota, Metazoa, Nematoda, Chromadorea, Rhabditida, Trichostrongylidae. The record is from the annotation of a GenBank genome assembly.